CACUGUGCAGCAGUAACAACUAAAACAGGCCGAGAUUGAUAGUUGUCUAGCCUACAUGAGGCGAUAGAGCGCCGCAGCGCAAUUUCAGUUUAAAGACGUGUUAUUGAAUCACAGUUCGACACAGGUUUUUUCUUCGUCCAAAGCAAUUUCGCUCCUCAAGCUCUUCCACGCACAGGCACCGCCCUGUAUAAAAAGACGGCAUUGCGGGAUUUUUGCCUUUGGGUUAGUAAGAGCAGGAUCUCUGUAAAAUAAGCCUGCCGAAUUGUAAUGGCUGCUGUAGAUGUUUUGGAAGAAGUUUUUGAAUUGAAACAAAAACUAAAUAAAGCGACGGAAUGUAAAAAGGUUAUUAAAGCACUGAAGAGACUACAAGACUUGGAUAUAACACUUGACAUCCUUGUGGAAACAGGAAUAGGGAAAACAGUGAAUGGCUUCCGGAAGCAUGAAAAUGCUAGUGAAACAGCCAAAAAAUUAGUUGAUCGGUGGAAAAAACUGGUUCCCAGGGAAACAAGCAGUGUUACCCAGGAUGACCUCUUGCCAGAUAACCAGGCCUUUAAAACAAAGGAGUCAAAUUUUCAAAAAGAAAACAGGACACGUUUACCGGCUCCUGGGAAGAAACCUAGUUCUGUUAGCAGGAACCAGGGACUGGAAAACUUUGAUUCUGGACACAAAAAAUCCAAGAGCAGUCACUGCGUGAAGUUGCCAAAGUCUGGAGCGGCAUCUACUUCAAGCUGGACCUCAAAAGAAUGCAAAGCUAGAAAAGAGAAACGUUAUUCUGAAAAUGUUACAGUGGAAGACUCCAGUACGGCCCUUGAUACUGUGAAAAAAGAAAGGUGCGUUAAGUCUACAAAAGUUUCCCUGGAGACGUCUGAAACGCCAGAGGUUUGGCCUGGCGAUGGAGAGAAAUCGAGGAUUAAGAGUAACAGGAAGAAGCUGCUGGAAUUUGACUCGGUGACAGAGGAGCAGAGGGCUGGUGCCAGGAGCUCUCUGAAGGAUCGGAAGCCACAGGAAGGCACAAGCUCGGCUCCCGUGCAGCAGGAUUCGCUAAAACAAAAGCUGAACAAAAAAGUCGAGUCACCCUGCCGCCCGAGAUCCAGCCGAGAGGGAAAGGGAGCUGUGAAGGAUGUGAAGAGCGCUGAGGAGAAGGAGGGGCACAGCGAUGACGACUUCGAGACUCCUGCCAUGUCUUUUGAGUCCUACUUGAGCUAUGACCUCAAGUCACCCAAAAGAAAAAAGAAGUCUCAAGCCGAAAAGAAAUCGGUAAAGAAACAUAAAAGCAGUCAGCAUAAAUCAGAGCCCACCUCAAAACACACAGUGGACAUCAAACCUGGUGCAAAACAUGACAAAGGCACCAGGGAGGAACAUCCUAAAAUGGUUAAAACUGCAUCAGCAACAGACGUCCUGAAUGUUCCUGCGCCAUCUUUCAUGUCAGAAUUGUCUCCUUUCCCUUCCCAUGAGAAGAAAGCCAAGCCCGCAGUCCCUAGUAUCUGUGAAGUGCCCCCAGUGUUUACUGGGCAGCGGUUGAAUACAAAGAUGCAAGUUUAUUCUGGUACCAAGACCACUUUCCUGCCAACCAUGAUGACUCUGUACCAGCAGUGCAUCCGUGCGCUUCAGAACAACAUUGACUUACUGUACGAGAUUGGAGGGGUGCCCUUUGAAAUUCUCGAGCCUGUGCUGGAGCGCUGUACUCCAGAACAGCUGCUUCGCAUUGAAGAAUGCAACCCGGUGUACAUAGGAGAGACGGACCACCUGUGGAUUAAGCACUGCAAGAAGGACUUCAGGAACCACCAGCUUCAGGAAUACGAGUCCUGGAGAGAAAUGUAUUUAAGACUUUUUGAAGAGAGAGAGAAGAAGCUGAAACAACUAACCCAAAGCAUUGUUUCUGCACAUUCUGGGAAACCAAAAGGUCGGCAGGUGAAGCUGGCGUUCAUCAACUCCGUGGCCAAGCCGCCCAGGGAUGUCCGUCGGCAGCAGGAGAUCCAUGGGACAGCAGGGCCGAUCUCCCAGCCUCACCCCCUCGACAAGCCCAGUGUCAAGUCAUCAGACAGUAAAGUGAAAACCAGUUCACAUGAUCUUUUGAAGCUCAGCAAUGAACACUCCAGCACCUGCAGUGCUACCAACCAGGAGCCUAAAAAACUUGUUAAAAGAGUUGCACCAAUGAUGGCAAAGUCGUUGAAGGCCUUCAGGAGCAGACUGGGACGUAGAUGAGUAAUCCGGUUCCAGUUACUCAGCUUACUGGAGGCACCAGUGACACCAGUGCUUUGUUUUUUCUUGGAGGAAACAUUAAAAUUUUCUUGAGAGUAUGAUUUUGACGGAAGACUGAGGUAUGAAGGCACUUUGUACAUGUAUACAUCUAUGUAGGUACUGUCCAUGUAAUAAUACAUCUGCUUAUUAAAAUGUACUGGAAACCA
This is a messenger RNA of Lepisosteus oculatus (spotted gar), 2408 nucleotides long. RefSeq names its product elongin A, like (gene eloal). The record is from RefSeq and is a predicted model, not a curated record. Gene Ontology annotation, cellular component: nucleus; elongin complex. Gene Ontology annotation, biological process: transcription elongation by RNA polymerase II. Lineage: Eukaryota; Metazoa; Chordata; Actinopteri; Semionotiformes; Lepisosteidae.